UCAGUUCUUAUUUCAUGUCAGUUCAAAUCCUCGUCUCGUUCUAGAUAGAAGCUUAGAAGGAAAAAAAUGAAUAAAACAAUAAUAAUUAUUAUCGCUUUGCUUGCAUUUGCAACUUUUGUUCAAGGAAAAUCGAGUCAUUCAAGGAAAAGUUGCCAUAACUCCAACAAAUGUGAUAGCGACGAGAGUGAUUCUAGAGAAACUAAAAAAUGUGAUGAUUCAUCUUCGUCGUCGUCAUCGUCUUCAUCAGAGGAGGAGAAUGGAGACCGAAAAAAGAAACAAGAUAGUUCAUCUUCUUCCUCGUCAUCAUCAUCAUCAUCAUCAUCAGAGGAAGAUAAAGAAGAAGAAGAAUGUAAUGGUUCUAAAAAAAAAUCUAGUCAUGGUAGAAAUUGUAAAGGAAGUAAGAAAGGCAAUGACUCAUCUUCAUCGUCAUCAUCAUCUUCAUCAUCAGAAGAUGAAGACAAUGAUUGUAAUGGAGAUGGAAAAAAGAAGCAAGAGAGUUCGUCUUCUUCCUCGUCAUCGUCGUCGUCGGAUGAAGAUGAAAAAGAAAAAGAAUGUAAUGGCUCAAGAAAAAAGUCAAGUCAUCACCACAAAAAGGCAAGUCAUUUAAAGAACAAGAAUUGAAACUGCUAAAUAAGAGUCUUAGAAGAUUGUGGAUAAUAAAUAGCACGUGAAGACUUUUAGUAUACCAGUUAAUAAUAAAUAAACAUUCCAAGAUAUA
Molecule: messenger RNA, 718 nt
Organism: Vanessa atalanta (red admiral)
Lineage: Eukaryota; Metazoa; Arthropoda; Insecta; Lepidoptera; Nymphalidae
Product: suppressor protein SRP40-like
Exons: 7
Coding region: 67-621 (184 amino acids)
Source: RefSeq, a predicted model, not a curated record